GCCCUAACCUGUGCCUGUUGUGUCUCAGUUACAGAUGGGAUGGAAAAUCUGAGCUGGUCUGGCCUGAAGCCUGUCCUGGAUCUGGAUUCUCCUUUUCUCUCAGACAGCAUUUGAAGUUCUGCUCUGUUUUGCAGUACAGGAAAAACAAGAUGCCCCACUUCUGAUUGCUGGAGCUGGGGUGGAGCUGAUGCAUAAAGCAAAGCAGCAUGCACAGAAGCAGGCCAGAAAGGGGAAGAGAUCAGUGAGAAACUCCUUCUAGGGAAUCAGGAAAAGACAACAACAGAGGGUAGCGAAUUGGUUUUGCCCAGAAGCAUUUCAGUCCUAAAGCAAAUCCAGAAACCAUUGUUGCUGAGAGACCGGAGCAUGGAGGUCCUCCCUCAGAGCAUCAGAACAGUUGGUGCCAGUCAUCAGAAAUAUGCAUUCCUUACUGAGUGGAACUACAUGGUGGAACUCAUCUCUUAGGCUUGUUUGGUCCCUGGAGAAAGGAAAAUGAGCCAGUGAGAGCAGUGCUUCAUGAAGUGCAUGGUGACCCAAGACCCACUCCUGCCAGAGGAGCCUGAGGCAGAAAGACAAGAAAGGAAAGAUGAAAGAGGCAGAGAUGCUCUUCUUAUUCUUCCCUCUCUGUCACUGCAAGAUGAAAGCUGCUGCCCAACAGAAAGAUACAGAAACAUCAGAAAAAUGAGACCCUGCAGCCUGAUGGCCUGGAGCUCUGCUGUAAAGGAGGUAUGACCACACCUGCAGCUGCUAAGCUCACAGCAUCGUGCAGGUGGGCUGUGCUGUAGCAGUGGAAGGAAGGGAGGAUACUGCAGUUCUCCAACCUGCUUCACGCUCUGAAAUCUGGAACGUAAUUAAGUGUAUUUAAUCCUGACUUUUAUUAACUACAUGCAGAAACCAGCAAGAAAUCCACCCCAAAACAAACCCCGCGCACGGAGUGCCAAAAAACGUUAAUCACGUGCAGCUAAUCCCAAAAGACAGGGUUGUAACUGUAAACUUUGCAAUAGCAGAAGCAACGUUUCUUUAUGUUUGCUCUGUGCUCUUCCCUUCUUAAAUGCAGUAUUUCAUAGAACCUCAGGACAGCUUUGUGUGUACGGGACCUUAGAGAUCAUCUACUUGUAAGCCGUGCUGUGGGCUGGCUGCCUCCGACUGCCCAGGGGCCCCAUCCAUGGCCUUGGGCACCUCCAGCGAUGAUGCACCCACAUCUCUCCAACCAACCCAGCGCCUCACCGCCCUCACAGUGAAGUAUUUACCCUCCCACCCCGGACCCGCCCUCCCGUCUCGGGCUGCCGGCUCCUCCCCGCCCGGCGCCGUCCCACGCUCCAGGUGUCGGAGCCGAGCAGAACCGAGCGGAGCCCCGCAUCGGGCGGAGCGGCCACCCGCAACCGCUGGGAGGUGGGCGGUGCGCGGGGCGGGGGCUGCGGGGUCUCGGCAUGGCCCGGGGGAGGCUGCUGCGCUGCCGCCCGGCCCCCUGAGCAGGCGAGACGGGACGGGACGGGACGGGACGGGAGGUGGACGAGGCUCCGGUUGUUCUCCGGGUGCCCCCGGGGGGGUGGCCAUGUCCGGAGCCAUGAAGUUCAACGGGUACUUGAAGGUGCGGAUCGGUGAGGCGGUGGGGCUGCAGCCCACCCGUUGGUCCCUCCGCCACUCGCUGUUCCGUAAGGGCUACCAGCUGCUGGAUCCUUACGUGACGGUCAGCGUGGACCAGGUGCGAGUCGGGCAGACCAGCACCAAGCAAAAGACCAACAAACCCACGUACAACGAGGAGUUCUCCGCCACAGUGACCGACGGACAUCAGAUCGAGCUGUCUGUCUUCCACGACACCCCCAUCGGCUACGAUGACUUCGUGGCCAACUGCACCUUGCACUUCCAGGACCUCCUGCGUUCUGCGGGACCCAGCGACAGCUUCGAGGGUUGGGUGGAUUUGGAACCAGAAGGCAAAGUGUUUGUCGUCAUUACUCUUACCGGCAGCUUCACAGAAGGGACCCUCCAGAGGGAUCGCAUUUUUAAGAACCUCACUCGGAAGCGCCAGCGGGCCAUGCGAAGGCGAGUGCAUCAGGUGAACGGGCACAAAUUCAUGGCAACCUACCUGCGACAGCCAACCUACUGCUCACACUGCAAGGAGUUCAUCUGGGGCGUGUUUGGGAAGCAGGGAUACCAGUGCCAAGUAUGCACCUGUGUUGUACACAAGCGCUGCCAUCAUCUAAUUGUUACAGCUUGCACAUGCCAGAACAAUACUAACAAGAACGAUCUCAAGGUGACUGAACAGAGGUUUGGCAUCAACAUUCCUCAUAAGUUCAGUGUCCACAACUACAAAGUCCCAACGUUCUGUGACCACUGUGGUUCCUUGCUGUGGGGUCUUUUGAGACAAGGCCUACAGUGUAAAAUCUGUAAAAUGAACGUCCACAUCAGAUGUCAAGCAAACGUCGCACCAAACUGCGGGGUGAACUCAGCGGAGCUUGCUAAAACCUUGGCAUGCAUGGGCCUGCAACCAGGAAGCAUUUCCCCAAAUUCGAAACUGUCUUCAAGAUCUUCUUUGAGACAUCAGGGAAAAGGCAGCUUGAAAGAUAACAACGGGGUCAGUGAAAGUUCAGCAAGCAAACUCGGGAUCAAAGACUUGACCUUCCUUCGUGUAUUGGGAAAGGGCAGCUUUGGAAAGGUGAUGCUUGCCAAGAUGAAAGAGAGUGGGCAGCUCUAUGCAGUGAAGGUCCUGAAGAAGGACGUCAUUCUUCAAGAUGAUGAUGUUGAGUGCACCAUGACCGAGAAACGCAUCCUCUCCUUAGCAAGGAAUCACCCAUUCCUCACUAAGCUCUACUGUUGCUUCCAGACUCCUGAUCGCCUGUUCUUUGUGAUGGAGUUCGUAAAUGGCGGGGACUUGAUGUUCCAUAUUCAGAAGUCGCGUCGCUUCGAUGAAGAUCGGGCCCGGUUCUAUGCUGCAGAAAUUAUUUCAGCCCUUAUGUUUCUCCAUGAAAGAGGCAUCAUUUAUCGGGACUUGAAGCUGGACAAUGUGCUGCUGGACCAUGAAGGACACUGCAAGCUGGCAGACUUCGGAAUGUGCAAGGAGGGCAUUCACAAUGGCAUUACCACAGCAACCUUCUGCGGUACACCAGACUACAUUGCUCCAGAGAUUCUACAAGAGAUGCUGUAUGGCCCUGAUGUUGACUGGUGGGCCAUGGGUGUGCUGCUGUACGAGAUGCUGUGUGGCCAUGCACCCUUUGAGGCAGAGAACGAGGACGACCUCUUUGAGGCUAUUCUGAAUGAUGAAGUUGUCUACCCAACGUGGCUCCAGCAGGACGCAGUGGCAAUCCUCAAAGCGUUCAUGACGAAGAACCCCAGCAUGCGGUUGGGCAGCACAGCGCUGGGUGGUGAGAGCGCGAUCCUGCGGCACCCCUACUUCAAAGAGCUGGACUGGGAGCUGCUGAACCAGCGCCAGAUGGAGCCACCAUUCAGACCCCGAAUUAAAUCCAAAGACGACGUGAGCAACUUUGAUCCCGACUUUAUAAAAGAGGAGCCCAUUCUGACUCCCAUUGAAGAAGGAAUUCUUCCAAUGAUAAACCAGGAUGAAUUUAGAAACUUUUCAUUCACAAGCCCAGAACUGCAGCAAUAGUUACGACUCUGAGGAAAGGCUGCUUAGAGAACUGGGGGGAAUGAAAUGAAAACCAGGUUUACCAGAAAUUUCAUUCUCAAGAAGUAACAGUGCACUGACUUUACAUGAUACAGCAGCACCACCGUCAACAUUACCUUAAUGUGAAAUCAAAACCUUCCUGUGUUUGUAGGAUUUAUUCAGCUCUUGGAUCAAAUAUCGACAGGGUGGAACAAAUGUGAUAUUGUAAAUAGCUGCUGCAGACGGAGAUUUGGAUGCUGAGCUGGUUGGCUCAGCCUGAAUGUUAUCGCUUGCGGCGAAUUCGAGUUGACAUGAGCACGAAACAAGUGUCUUGCUGCUCUGAGCCUAACAGACUUGUAAUAAUUGUCAUUGCUUGCAAGGCUGUUUUGUGGAGUCCCAGCACUGUCCAGCAUUUGAGAGCCAUGAUCCAGCAUCCCGUGGCCUGAUUGAACCAGAUAUUCUUGCUGACUUUACCCAUUUCUGAAGUAUUUAUUUCUUUCCGAAGGACAAAUGACUCUCUUCGUCGCUGUUUGGGUUUGCAAGUGAAAUAUUUCAUUGUGCUGACUGGCAGAAGGAAAAAAAAAAAAAGCGCCCUGUGCCCACACAGAUUCUUCCAAAUCAAAGGGAAGUCACGUGCUCGUUGUGUUUUACUGCUGGUGCGAUAUGAAAAGUUUCAGUGUUGCAUUCUGUGAAAUGCCUUUUUACGUCACGCAUCUUCAAUGCUCCAUUCUUUGCCUCCCAGCUGUUUUCGACUAUAAUGUAACCAGUAAAACCUUACUGUUUAUUUAGGCCCGCUCUAUUUAAUUAUGCUAUACAGAGCCCCUUUUGUGGGUUUAGUGCCUCAUUAAAAUUUUGAUCCCAAGUGGUAUCGCUUAA
Messenger RNA from Coturnix japonica (Japanese quail), 4474 nucleotides. The record is from RefSeq and is a predicted model, not a curated record. Lineage: Eukaryota; Metazoa; Chordata; Aves; Galliformes; Phasianidae.